AUGGCGUCGAAUAAAUUCUUUACGUGGACGAAAGGCGACAAGAAACAUGUUUCGACAGGCAUGAUUCCAAUACCCAUCGAGUACAUCUCAAUCAAAGGGAUGGAGCAUGGUCGGAAUGUCAAACGCUCCAGCAAAGCAGGACGAAAGCCAAUCCCACUAGACUUCGCGCGGGACUUCGGAUCGAACACAAGCAGCAGAAGCAAUGAUUCCGUCGCGCUCCACGAUGCUGCGAUCAAGUCCGCCACCAGUCUCAUGGCUGUCAUGAACGACAUGCUCAAGUCGCCUCCACUUAACGCUCACUUCCUUUCUGCACAAAAGGCGGAGGAAAGACAGCCCUGGCAUGGAAGACCUCGAUCUAGGACUGCACCGUCGACACCAAUGUAUGAAGCGCCGGGUAUGGAGCCAGCAGAGCUUGAGGGAUCGAUGCCAGCAUGGCCGCAAGAAUAUCAACACAACGGGGGCACUCCCCCGAGACCAUCCCGGGUUUCUGCUGCAUUUCCACGACGCUCUUGCGACAGCUAUUCUCGAAAGUCAGCUAACCGCAAGCCAUCGACUUCACAUACUUCAAACACAAGCGAGGACACUCUUGUGGGGACCGAAAGUGAUGCCUUGCCAUAUAUGACGAAGCGACCAUCUCUCAAUGUCCGUGAGGCAGAGCAGACUCGAUCGAUCAGCAAUGACAACGACACCGCGACGUCUCAGCCCGUCAGCGAGCAGUCCAUCACAGCACCACCAACAUACGACAGCUCUCGCGAAGAACACCAUCGAGCGCAGACGGACGAACUUGUCUCGCAAAUCAUGGCUCUGCGGGCGUCUCACGAUGCACACAUUGCGUCGCUUCAGAAGACACAUGAACGAGAAGUGGCGUCGCACCGGUCUUACAUCGAAAUCCUGGAGAAGCAGCGUGAAAACAUUCCGAAAGUGUCGCAAACUAUCGGAAGCCUUGAAAUUGCUCCAGAAACACACGCGACUACCGAGGUUCAGACCUCAGCGACCAAGUCCGCAACCACAAGCCAACAUGGAAGACCUACCUUCGAUAUUGAGCCACUAGCCUCGUCAGACUCAGCCGUCGGAACGGAAGCCUUGGUACGCGAAUUGUGCCUCGCUCGCAACACACAAGCCGAACAUCGCAAGGCCAAGACUGAGCGAGACAUCCUCCGAGAUUCCAAUAACAGCCACGACCGAGAAAUAUUGCAGCUCCAAGAGAUCAUUCGACAAGCAAAGGACAGCGAGAAGACGAUGCUGGACAAGAUCGCACGUCUCGAAGCAGCGUUGUGUAUGGGCAACCUCGAGAGGACAGAUGUACUGGAAGGACUUUACGAAGCUCGCAAUCGAGCCAAAUCCAUGUCCGAUCAGCAAAAGCUGCUUAUUGAAGAAAGAGAUCAGGCGAGAGACCGGUUGUCGAGUAUUGAUCCAGAGUGGACGGCGAAGACUACGGCAAACACAUCAUCCGGGACUGAAGGUAGCACUAUCUCUCAGCACUCCAUGCAGUCCGUCGCUGUGAUCGAGACUCAGCAGCAGGAGUUGGACGAUCUCCGCCAAAAAGUGGGAGAGAAAGACGCUCGGAUCCGCGAACUCACGAGACUCAAUCUGGACACCACGGGUAUUGAGGAAAACGAGCUCCUCAUCCGACAGCUCGAGGCAUGCCAGAAACAGCUUAGUGGAGUGAAAGCUGAACGAGAGGAGUACAACAACUUGCUCCAUGCCGAACUUCGACGCCAGUCGCAGUCCAUCGCGAUCAAGUUGCACACCGCCACGCCACAGAUCAACGAUGAUGUUCAGGCCAUCGCAUCGCAGAAGUUGCAGAUCAUCCGGACUGAGCUCGACGACCAGUGUCAACUCACAGCAGAACAGCGCUGCGAAUACCUCGAAAAGGAACUUAAGCACUGUAUCCAAGAGAUCGUCCUCUACAAGAUGAAUAUCCGCGGGUACAAGAAAGACCUGAAGAAAGCUCAGGCAAGGGUCCAAAGCUUGCAAGCGCAGCAGGUUGAACGGCCACAGACUCCGAACAGUAUUGACAGCAGUGUCGGCUCGGAUCGGCCGUCGCGGCCUUCACAAGAGUCUGGACUGGGAAUCUCCCUGCCCCGUCAAGCUGAUACCGAUACCCCCACUCGACACUCCGCUCCGCCCCGCCGAACACGACACAGCUCAGCGGCUACCACUCUACACCACCAAGCUCCCACCAAUACUGCCAGUAUAUCCACUCCCAGCCCAGCUCCUCCUCGAAGCGCCAGACUUCCACUAGCAGUCCACAAAGAGCUUCCCGCCACCCCUUCUGUUGAUGCCACCACAGGCUCUUGGCGAACCGAAGGCAAGUCACAGCAGCCAACAAUCACUCGAGCAGAAACCCUCCGCUCUGUUUCCGACUCCAUCAUCUCCUCCUAUGCAAAACGCGGAACGCCCGAGAUGGAGACCGAGAACUUCCCAAUUGUGCUUCCAUUGUCAACGGCGAGAUGGAGGAGUACAGGACCGGCGACGUAUGUGAACUCGGGUGCGGACGUGGGAUACGAAGCUAGACUUGAGGGAGAGGGCAGAGGCGUCAGUGCGAUUGCUGUUCCUGUUCUGAGGUUCAAGAGGGGCACGUUACUUGGACAUGAGAAAUACAUCAGCAAGGGACGUAUGCAUGUCAAGAACACCGCAUUGAUCGACGCUCAGAAAAUCUGA
Zymoseptoria tritici IPO323 is the source of this 2664-nucleotide messenger RNA. RefSeq lists its product as uncharacterized. The record is from RefSeq and is a predicted model, not a curated record. Lineage: Eukaryota; Fungi; Ascomycota; Dothideomycetes; Mycosphaerellales; Mycosphaerellaceae. The coding region runs from base 1 to 2664 and encodes 887 amino acids. The transcript has 4 exons.